Molecule: messenger RNA, 2461 nt
Organism: Pomacea canaliculata
Lineage: Eukaryota; Metazoa; Mollusca; Gastropoda; Architaenioglossa; Ampullariidae
Exons: 2
Coding region: 468-1172 (234 amino acids)
Cellular component (GO): extracellular region
Molecular function (GO): cytokine activity
Source: RefSeq, a predicted model, not a curated record
UAACAGUUCGCUAGUAAGCCAGCUGGGACACAGUUUAUUUUUACUUAAAAUCUUUCGAAGAAAGUGUAUAUAAGAAACAAAAAUAAAUAAAUAAAUAAAUUGUUCAUUGAAAACCGUUCUUCUCGAUUCAGUGGUGGAUAGAAAAGUGCCAAAAAAAAAUAAAUUAUUAUUCUAAAAUUAUUUUCCACUUACCUUAGAUGUGACAGCGGCUGAUAUAUUUGAAAGUCCUCAGAGCUGCUACUCUAACUUCAUUUUUACUAAAACUAAAAACUUUUGCAUGGUUUUAUAUUGGAUUAAUUUACGCAAGACAUGCUAGAGAGAACUCUUUACUAGAGAAAGUUGCAACCCAGGGUGUGUUCUUUCCUUGUUUCACCUUUACAACAACAGCGAUAACUCUCCAGUACUGCGGGCAACGAGCAGAAGAACCAAAGACCAGAGAGGACAAGCAACUUCCUCCAAAACCCAAAAUGCAACCAUCUUUUCUACAAGGCAUGGUACAGCUUACAUCCAGUCCUCGCCUGCUGUUCGUUCUGCUAGUUCUUGCAUGCUACCACGGCUCCUUGUUCUUCACGCCACGUCCUUCCACCUCAGAGUCCUCUUCAUCGACCUCCUCCUUCACCUGGACCUCCUCCUCCAGCUGGUUCUCCCUCCUCCACUCCGCCUUCUUCGAAAAGACGGGCGCUUCUGGGUGGGGCUCAGUCGGGGUCGGGGCCUACAGGGUGUGUCAGCCCUCCACGGAGCAACAGCGCCUGGUCCAGAUGCUGAACAUGAUGGAGUCUGUGGAGCACAUCAACCCAGAGAACCUGGAGCAGCUCAUCCGCAGCGGUGGGCAGCACAACCUGUCCGCCGUCUGCCCGGCGUUCCGCCCCACUGACCGCACGGGCCUGGAGAGCCAGUCGCUGUGUCCGUGGACCCUGGAGGAGAACUACGAGGUGAACCGCUUUCCUCGCCUCCUGAUGUUCGCUCGGUGCAUCUGCGGCCAUUGCAGGGGGGCAGGGUGGGGAAACGGACCUCCCACACUCUACUCCUGCGUACCGCUGUACCACCGCGUGGCAGUCAUCCGCGAGACGUGUGGACCGUCCGGGGAAGUCCACUUCCGGUGGGACCGCGAGUCCAUUCCCGUGGGUUGCGUCUGCGCACACCCUCCCGCGCGACGGGUGGACAGAAAAUAAGAGUUGACGCCCCUGUGGCCAGAAAGAAAAAGACAACUUCAAAGUUUGUUUACAAACGAACUUGGGAUCAAACUUUGAAGACAUGCCCAAUGAAAAUCUGGAUUUAAAAAAAAAACUUUGUUCACAGAUAAAUUAUAACUGAUAUUGCCGAACAUGCUUUCUUGUUGACUUUUUGUACAGCAUGACAGAUGGAUAGUUAUAGAAACAAGCAGAUGCCUUGUGGGAAAACAAUCACAAGUGGGGCCUUCUCCAUAUCUCCCCACCUGGUGACUUCCUUAGUCCAACGCAUGUGUGGGUUUCUUUCGGGAAAUAAAUGUUUCUGCCCUUCAAACUGCAGUUACUCUGUCGCGCUGGUUGCUUGGGGUGGGCUGCAUGGAGUGUCGCUAUGAUGGCUAAGUCGAAGCAGUCGGCUAGAAUGUUCGUAAAAUAGAAUUUAGCUGACAGCUACAAGUUAGCCAUGCAGCCAGCGCCUAGCGAUGUUUUGUGUAACUACCCCGUAGCCUACUUUGUUGAUGGUUGUGCAAUUAUCGUAAUCUUUUUUCGCCCUGUUUAUUCUUUAUUAACAGACUAGACCGAGUUACAUCAGCUUUCUUGGGUUUUUUUCCAAUUGUAAAACUGUCCGUAAAAUUAAGCAGAAUAAAAGGUUCAUGCCACCCCAGUACGUAGAAAGCAUUGUGAUUUAUUCUACAUACAACCUGUGAUAUAUAUAUAAAGACAGACAUCCCACGAAUAAAAUCAAUUUUUAUCUCAAAUUUUCGCUGUAUUGGAAAGGCUUUCUGUUGUUUUCCUUUAAAGCUACUACAUUUCCUCAUGGCGAAAAUAAACAUUAAGUUAGUUGUUCACUAUUCUAGAACAGAAAAUAGUAGAACGAAGUAUAGCAAUUUUUUAAUAUUUCAAAAAUAAAAUAUCUUAUCUGAUUGUGAGUUUUGACACAAAAUGUCGAGGCCUAAUUCUUAACACUAAGCCAAUUUUUCUUUAACUGAGUAUUUAGCUGGGUUUGUUUUCAGAUGUGUGGAAUUCGCAAAUUUCAUAUAUUCGUUUUCUCAUUCGUUUUCUGCACUUAUCUAUGUAGAUGACCAGCUGACCGUCUGUCUACCCGUCUCUUUAUCUCAGUCCUUUGUUCAUCCAUUUAACACUGCCUUCAUGUUUUUUCCCUAAUAUACUAAUCCUGAUUCUCAAAAAUGUUAUUCCCUAUAUAAGUGUAUUGCUGAUGUUCUUUACUUAUUCUGAAAUCUUUAUUUUUGUCCCAGACUGUUGCCGUUAUGUAAAAUGCCAGAAGAUUUUAUAAA